CGGCCUCCACCGCUGUGGUCAGCAUGUCGGUGCUGGAUGCGCUUUGGGAGGACCGGGAUGUCCGCUUCGACGUUUCCUCACAACAAAUGAAAACAAGACCUGGAGAAGUCCUUAUUGAUUGUUUAGAUUCAGUUGAAGACACCAAAGGAAAUAAUGGGGAUAGAGGUAGACUCUUAGUAACAAAUUUAAGAAUUAUCUGGCACUCUUUGGCAUUACCCAGAGUCAAUCUUUCUAUUGGUUACAACUGCAUAUUGAAUAUUACAACAAGGACUGCUAAUUCUAAAUUACGAGGCCAAACUGAAGCUCUUUAUGUACUAACAAAAUGUAACAAUACUCGUUUUGAGUUUAUAUUUACGAAUUUGGUUCCUGGAAGUCCUAGACUUUAUACUUCUCUGAUUGCAGUACACAGAGCAUAUGAAACUUCUAAAAUGUAUCGUGAUUUUAAAUUGAGAAGUGCUCUAAUUCAAAAUAAGCAACUAAGAUUAUUACCACAAGAAAAUGUAUAUAAUAAAAUCAAUGGAGUAUGGAAUUUAUCAAGUGAUCAGGGAAAUUUAGGAACCUUUUUUAUUACCAAUGUGAGAAUUGUGUGGCAUGCAAAUAUGAAUGACAGUUUUAACGUCAGUAUACCAUAUCUGCAAAUUCGGUCAAUAAAGAUUAGAGAUUCAAAAUUUGGUUUAGCUCUUGUCAUAGAAAGCUCUCAGCAGAGUGGAGGAUAUGUUCUUGGCUUUAAAAUAGAUCCUGUGGAGAAACUACAAGAAUCAGUUAAGGAGAUCAACUCACUUCACAAAGUCUAUUCUGCCAAUCCUAUAUUUGGAGUGGAUUACGAGAUGGAAGAAAAGCCACAGCCCCUUGAAGCUCUGACUGUCAAACAAAUUCAAGAUGAUGUAGAGAUAGACUCUGAUGAUCACACGGAUGCUUUUGUGGCUUAUUUUGCUGAUGGCAACAAGCAACAAGAUCGUGAACCUGUGUUUUCAGAAGAACUGGGGCUUGCAAUAGAGAAAUUGAAGGAUGGAUUCACCCUACAGGGACUUUGGGAAGUAAUGAGUUGAUCUUGAGUUGAGCUGAAUUUCUAUUUACAGAUAUCUCAAGAUUAAAGAUACUAGUCGCCUACUAUAAGGCAUGGAAUAGUUUUUACAUUUACAGAAAAGUUUUUAAGAGAGUUUUUUAAUGAUUAAGAAAAAGAUCAUUUAUCUAAGA
Molecule: messenger RNA, 1197 nt
Organism: Budorcas taxicolor (takin)
Lineage: Eukaryota; Metazoa; Chordata; Mammalia; Artiodactyla; Bovidae
Gene: BBS5
Product: Bardet-Biedl syndrome 5
Exons: 12
Coding region: 24-1049 (341 amino acids)
Biological process (GO): intracellular transport; cilium assembly
Cellular component (GO): ciliary basal body; BBSome
Molecular function (GO): phosphatidylinositol-3-phosphate binding
Source: RefSeq, a predicted model, not a curated record